AUGAGGGUCGAGGUGCUGGUCGUCUGGGCGGCUCUGACCCUGAGCGGCGCGCUGGCCGGCGCGGAGGAGAACCGACUCCCAGCAGGUCGGAUUCACGCCAGAGAAACCCGAGGACUGGUGGAGCCCGGGAGACGGGGCGAGGAGGAGGACGGCGUCCGAAUGUCGGACGAGCCCGCCGCCGAAGUGGUGGAGGAGGAGGAGAAGAAACCAAAGAAGAAGACACCUGAGGAAAUUGAGGCAGCCAGAGCAAAGAAAGCCGCAGAGAAGGAAGCCAAAGCCAAGAAGCAGAAAGGCCCCAAACCCACCAAGAAGCCAAAAGCCCCGAAGCCCACCAAAAAACCCAAAGCACCAAAACCCACCAAGAAGCCCAAAGCCACCAGUAAACCACAGGCCACGACCACAACCGCGGCGCCAACUGCGGCGACAACCGCGGCGACAACCGCGGCGACAACCGCGGCGACGCCCGCGGCAACGCCUGUCACCGAGAGGCCGCCUCUGGACGAGGAAGAGGAGCGCCUGCUGAUCCAACUGGGCUGGGGCACGUUGAAUCGACCCGAGACCGGACCUGGACUGGAAGAGCCCAUCGAGCCGGACCUGGAUCUGAUGCGUCGUCGAUACAACAAACAAGCUACCACCGAGUCCAUCAUCUACAUACCAGAGGAAACCACCUCCAUCCCGUUUGUCGUCCCCUGGUAUGAAGAGUAUGAUUACUCGGACUUGGCCUCCAAGAAACAAGAGGAGAAACAAGAGGAGGAGGAGGAGAUGGCCCGAAAAGAAAAGGCAGAAAAAGCCGAGCGGCUGAGGAAGAGUUGGGAGGACGAGGAAGAGGAGCGGCUGAAGCAGAUCUCCGUUCCCGUGGAGCUCAAGAACUGUCCUCCUCUGGGCCUGGAGUCCCACCGGGUGGAGGACGACCAGCUGCUGGCUUCCUCCCAGUCUCACCACGGGUUCGCGGCCUCGAGGGGACGACUCAACAUGCAGGGCUCUGAUAACGACGACGACAUGCACGGCGGCGCCUGGUGCGCCGAGUCCGAGGAGCGCAACCACUGGUUCGAGGUAGAUUCCCGCCGAGAGGUGGAGUUCACCGGGGUCAUCACUCAGGGAAGGAACUCGGAGAAACUGGAGGACUUCGUGUCCUCGUACUUCGUGGCCUUCAGCAACGACAGCCGGGACUGGACGACGCUUCACGACGGCUACGCUGAGUGGUUGUUCUACGGGAACGUGGACAAGGACACGCCGGUGCUGGGCCAGUUCUCGGCGCCCGUGGUGGCGCGCUACAUCCGCAUCCUGCCCCAGAGCUGGAACGGCAGCUUGUGUCUCCGAGCCGAGAUCCUGGCCUGUCAACUCCCCAGCAGCUACCGCAGUGAGAAUGAAGUCAACCCGUCGGACGACCUGGACUUCCGACACCACAACUACAAGGAGAUGAGACAGAUGAUGAAGGUGAUAAACGAAGAGUGUCCCAACAUCACCAGGAUCUACAACGUCGGUAAAAGCUCUCAGGGCCUGAAGAUGUACGCCAUGGAGAUCUCCGACAACCCCGGAGACCACGAGACGGGUGAGCCUGAAUUUCGGUACACGGCCGGUCUCCACGGCAACGAGGCGCUGGGUCGAGAGCUGCUCCUCCUGCUGAUGCAGUUUCUGUGCAAGGAGUACAAAGACGACAACCCCAGAGUGCGCCGCCUGGUGGACGGAGUGAGGAUACACCUGGUGCCUUCGCUGAACCCCGACGCUUACGAGCUGGCCUACGAGAUGGGCUCGGAGAUGGGGAACUGGGCUCUGGGCCACUGGACCGAAGAAGGUUACGACAUCUUCCAGAACUUCCCGGACCUCAACAGCAUCCUGUGGGGAGCCGAGGACCGAGGCUGGGUCCCUCGCAUCGUGCCCAAUCACCACAUCCCCCUCGCAGAAAACUUCCUCAAUGGCUCUCUCGGCACGGAGACGAGGUCCAUCAUUUCCUGGAUGGAGCGCACCCCCUUCGUGCUGGGGGCUAAUUUGCAAGCAGGAGAAAAACUGGUCGCGUACCCUUUCGACAUGCAGCGGCCGUCGAUCUCUUCUACCGACAGCCGCCGCUGGAGAGGCACUGGCGACAUGAACGAGGAGACGUGGGCUCGCAUCCAGCGGCAGAACGAGGGUUCUCUGAGGGAGACGGCGGACGACGCCAUGUUCCGAUGGUUGGCCAUGUCGUACGCCCACAGCCACCUGACCAUGACGGAGACCUACCGAGGCUCGUGCCACGGAGAAGACGUCACUGGGGGUCAGGGCAUCACCAACAGGGCCAGCUGGGAUCCAGUGGUGGGCAGUAUGAACGACUUCAGCUACCUGCACACCAACUGCUUCGAGCUGUCCGUCUUCUUGGGCUGUGACAAGUUUCCUCACGAGAGUGAACUGCCUCUUGAGUGGGAGAACAACCGCGAGUCUCUGCUGUCCUUCAUCGAACAAGUCCAUCGAGGGAUAAAAGGUGUCGUGCGAGACGUGGAGGGAACUCCGCUACCUAAUGCCACCAUAUCCGUGGAGGGAAUACGGCAUGACGUCAAAACCGCCGCAGGCGGCGAUUACUGGCGGCUGCUGAACCCCGGAGAGUUCCGGGUGACGGCCAAAGCCGACGGCUACACCCCUCAGACCCGACUGUGCAUGGUGGGCUACGACUCCGGAGCCACCUCCUGCAGCUUCACCUUGGCCAGGUCCAACUGGGACCGCAUCAAGCAGAUCAUGGCGCUGCACGGCAAGAGGCCCAUCCGGCUUGUGCCCAAAGCCAACGUGCCGAAGACGACGGCGGCCAGCCGCCCGGCGGCGGCACCCGCCACCACCGUCGACAGUCACGCCGCCGGUCAGAGGGCGGAGCGACUCAGGAGGCUCCGGAUCAUGCGUCUACGCCGGCUGCGUCAGCAGAGACUAAGAGCCGGUCUUAGCACCGCUCCGACUACAACAACCACCACCACAACAACAACAGCAGCAACAACAACAACAGCAGCAGCAACAACAACAGCAGCCCCCACGCCAAUACCCGAGACCGAGAGAACCACUUCCUGGUACGACUCCUGGUUCCCGGAGGACGGUUGGGUGACGGAGAACCCGUUCGACAGCGUCGCCUUCGACUUGGUGCCCACGCAGGACGAUCCCUUCGAAUACACGAUCGAUUGAUCUCUCUAAGACCUUCAGGAUCCACUUCGGCUUUAAAAAGGAAACACGCGACACACAGGUUCACUAUUUAGUUCUCAAGAGUUUCAACUUGUCGGGUAAACAUUGACCACGUUUACACAAACCAAAUAUUCUGUUUUUUCUGCCGUUAAUCUGAAAAAGACAAUAUUCCUAAUAAUCUCUUUACACGGAGAACGAAAGCGAAUAUUCCACAAAUAUUCCCAUUUACACGCGAUCGUUCAUAUUCCAAUUAACCCGAACACGACCCCGCGACUCGCCUUCAUCACCAGAGAGUCCCAUGUCGACGCCGUCGAAAGGUUCGAUGCCCAAACGCAAAAUAUGAGGAACAUCGGGAGCCGCUUCUCUUCUGGCCGCGCAUCUCUACUCCAGCUAACUGUUGGCUGGCUGCUUUGUGUUCAACGCGCAGAGCUGCUGGUCAACAGGAAGUCGACUUGUGUAAACGUGUCCAGAGAAUGAUGCUAGAAGCUGCAGGACACACACACACACACCAGUACGUCUCAUAUUCUGAAAGUGGAAUAUAUGAGUGUGCGUGUAAACGUCGUUGUCGUUGUUUAAGGGAACAUCCACGAGUGAAGAUCCUUCACAGAGAAUUGAUCUGGAAUUUUAAAAAAAGCUUCUGCUGAGCAGAGACUAUACGGACGCGAGUUGGCUCAAUAAAACAAUACACAGCAUGUUACCACACAAACGUGAUAUUAUUAGCUACUCCUGCAUUACAAAUGUAUGUAUAUCUUUAUGAUUCUUCAUAUGGCUUCACAGUGCGAUUGCUGGCCUCAGUUAAACUGAUUUGAUGGACUGCCGAAUGCAUUUAAUUAAAAGAGUUUUUCU
Molecule: messenger RNA, 3981 nt
Organism: Cyclopterus lumpus (lumpfish)
Lineage: Eukaryota; Metazoa; Chordata; Actinopteri; Perciformes; Cyclopteridae
Gene: aebp1
Product: AE binding protein 1
Biological process (GO): negative regulation of transcription by RNA polymerase II; proteolysis
Molecular function (GO): RNA polymerase II transcription regulatory region sequence-specific DNA binding; zinc ion binding; metallocarboxypeptidase activity
Source: RefSeq, a predicted model, not a curated record